Penicillium verrucosum is the source of this 1107-nucleotide messenger RNA. RefSeq names its product putative transcription regulator PAB1642. The coding region runs from base 1 to 1107 and encodes 368 amino acids. Lineage: Eukaryota; Fungi; Ascomycota; Eurotiomycetes; Eurotiales; Aspergillaceae. The transcript has 2 exons. The record is from RefSeq and is a predicted model, not a curated record.
AUGACAAGUCGAGGCCCUCUAACCGCCUACCUGCUAUCAAGCACUCCCAAUGCACUCAAACGCGCAACAACCCACCCCUUCCUCGCCUCCGCCGGCCACGGCACCCUCCCAAAACCCCAACUAAGCCAAUGGCUCUCUCAAGACCGACUCUACGCCCAAUCCUACAUCCGCUUCAUCGGCCUCCUCCUCUCAAAAAUCCGCCUCCCAAUCCAAAACCCAACCUCAGAAGGCCCACACCUCUCAACCCCAGAACAAAACGCCAUAACCGUCCUCAUCGACGCCCUAGUCAACAUCCGCACAGAACUCGCCUUCUUCGAAAAAACAGCAAACGACUACGGCCUCGAUCUAACAGCCAUCUCCCCUGAAGAAGGCGGCUGCACACUCACAUCCUGCGGACUGGGCUCGGACAUCACUACCUCCGUUGGAAUAUCCACCACCGGCUCGGCGAGUUGUCCGGGGUUCACGGGCGGCGCGUGCGAAGGGCCGCAUGGGAAUGACAAUGGCAAUGGCAAUGGCAAUGGCAAUGGCAAUGGGAGCGAGGGCGGGGGCACGUGUCCCGCGUCCACUGAUGAGAAAGCCAGGGCGUCUGGCCACGGUCUGUGUUUGAGUCAGGGGGAGUGCCAGAUGCCGUCUGGGGGCGAGGUUUGUGCGCCUGGACCGCAGUUCAAUGAGUCUGAACGCGGCGUCGAGCCUGCUCCUGUUGGUGGUGAGCGGUGUGGGACUAUUUUCUUCUGUGCGAGUCGGACGACGAGGGCUUAUAUUGAUAUGUUUAUGUCUGCUGGGAGUAGUGGGGUUUCUAUUUUGGAGGGGUUGGCGGUGUUGUGGGCUACGGAGGUUUGCGGCGCGGUGUAUGCGGGAGGAUGGGGGGAUGGGGAGAGGGAUUAUAAGAAGGAUGCGGAUGGGGGUGCGUUGAGGGAGAGGUUUAUUGAGAAUUGGUCGAGUGUUGAGUUUGAAGGGUUUGUUGAUCGGAUUGGGGAUGUUGUUGAUGAAAUGGCGGGGCAGAUUAAGGGGGCGGAGGAGAUGGAGAUUAUGCGGGGAAGAUGUUUGGAAUGGUGGAGGCAGAUUGUUUGGUUGGAGGAGAAUUUUUGGCCGUCAGUUGCUGAAUGA